GUCAACCCCCGAACAGCACCAGAUCGCCGGAUCCAACUCCGUCCCCUCGCGUAAAACCCGACAGUUACUAGCGUCUGGCGCCAUCAUUCAUCACCUCACACUUCAUACGCUCUUUCUUUCCCCAUCUCUCCCCGGAAUUAACCCCUUACUCGAUUUGCACACGAUCAGUAAAUCCCAAGCUUAUCCCGCAAUUGAAUUGGGCUGUGAAGAGCUUAUCGCCGAUCGGACCGUCGAAUAUCAGGUGUUUUCCCUACGGCCGUAGUCUGCCACAAUGCCGUCACUCUACGGAGGUCCAAUGACCACCUUCGAGGAUUCUGAAAAGGAGAGCGAGUAUGGUUAUGUCCGCAAGGUGUCAGGUCCCGUUGUUGUUGCUGAUGGAAUGGCGGGUGCUGCCAUGUAUGAACUUGUCCGGGUUGGACAUGACAAUCUCAUUGGGGAAAUCAUUCGAUUGGAAGGAGAUUCAGCAACAAUUCAGGUCUAUGAAGAAACAGCCGGGCUUAUGGUUAACGAUCCCGUUCUACGUACACACAAGCCUUUGUCAGUGGAGCUGGGCCCUGGUAUAUUGGGGAACAUCUUUGAUGGUAUUCAGAGGCCUUUGAAGACAAUUGCAAUAAGGUCUGGCGAUGUUUAUAUUCCACGUGGUGUAUCUGUUCCGGCACUUGACAAGGACAUACUUUGGGAAUUUCAGCCAAAUAAAUUAGGCGAGGGAGACGUCCUAACAGGCGGAGAUCUAUAUGCGACUGUUAUAGAAAACAGUUUAAUGGAACACCGUGUGGCACUUCCUCCAGAUGCCAUGGGAAAGAUAGCUUACAUUGCACCACCAGGGCAAUACUCAUUGAAGGAUACUGUUCUUGAACUUGACUUUCAAGGUGUCAAAAAGACUUAUACUAUGCUUCAGACUUGGCCUGUACGUACACCCAGGCCUGUUGCAACAAAGCUUGCUGCUGAUACUCCUCUUCUAACCGGACAGCGUGUUCUUGAUGCCCUAUUUCCUUCAGUGCUUGGGGGUACUUGUGCAAUUCCUGGUGCAUUUGGGUGUGGAAAAACAGUUAUUAGUCAGGCUCUCUCCAAGUACUCUAACUCAGACACAGUUGUUUAUGUUGGUUGUGGGGAAAGAGGAAAUGAAAUGGCAGAGGUGCUCAUGGAUUUCCCUCAAUUGACAAUGACCUUGCCGGAUGGCAGAGAGGAGUCUGUCAUGAAACGUACAACACUUGUUGCUAAUACUUCUAAUAUGCCUGUGGCUGCCCGUGAAGCUUCAAUUUAUACAGGAAUCACUAUAGCUGAAUAUUUCAGAGAUAUGGGGUACAAUGUCAGUAUGAUGGCAGAUUCUACCUCUCGUUGGGCAGAAGCUCUGCGUGAAAUUUCUGGUCGACUGGCAGAGAUGCCUGCAGAUAGUGGUUAUCCUGCUUACCUGGCAGCACGUCUGGCAUCUUUCUAUGAGCGUGCUGGCAAAGUAAAAUGUCUUGGUGGACCUGAAAGAACUGGGAGUGUCACUAUCGUAGGUGCUGUUUCACCCCCCGGGGGUGACUUUUCUGAUCCUGUUACAUCUGCAACCCUUGGUAUUGUUCAGGUUUUCUGGGGUCUGGACAAGAAAUUGGCACAAAGGAAGCAUUUUCCUUCAGUAAACUGGCUGAUUUCUUAUUCCAAAUACUCAGGGGCACUGGAGUCCUUUUAUGAGAAGUUUGAUUCUGAUUUUAUCGACAUAAGAACAAAAGCUCGGGAAGUACUGCAGAGGGAGGAUGAUCUGAAUGAAAUUGUGCAGCUUGUUGGAAAGGAUGCUUUAGCGGAGACAGAUAAAAUUACUUUGGAAACCGCUAAACUCUUGAGGGAAGACUACCUUGCACAAAAUGCUUUUACACCAUAUGACAAGUUCUGUCCUUUCUACAAGUCUGUUUGGAUGUUGAGGAACAUUAUCCAUUUUUACAACUUGGCCAAUCAGGCUGUAGAGCGAGGAGCUGGUAUGGAUGGCCAGAAGAUUUCAUAUAGUUUGAUCAAACAUCGCCUUGGAGAUCUGUUUUACCGUUUAGUGUCUCAGAAAUUUGAGGAUCCUGCUGAAGGAGAAGAUGUGUUGGUAGGCAAGUUCAAAAAGCUUCACGAGGAUUUGACCACAGGUUUCCGUAACCUUGAAGAUGAAACUAGAUGAUUUAUUUAGCAAACAUCCUUCCGUAUAUGUGUGGAGGAGACGAUGUCGGCUCUUCACUUUGCACGGCUUUGUAUUGUAUUUGCGAAGCUGUGUUCGGCAUCUCAAUCUCGAUUGAUCCAGGGGUGGAGCAGUGAGAAAUAAAAGCAACAAGAUAGUGCUUGUGUGUAUCGUUUCUAUAAUUGUGCCUAGCCUUUUUCCUUACGUAGCUUCAUUACAUUUUUUGUGCAUUUAUUGCCGUUCCAUUUUCUUUCGAAACACAAAUAAAGCUGCAAGUCUGCAACCCAGCUCUCCUCAUCCAUAGUAUUUCAAAUAUGUUGUGUAUGAUUUGAUUGGGAGAACAGCUUAUGUGCUCCCUGUUAUUUCAAAGAUGAUUAUUUGCAGUCUGUUAUAUUAGCUGUUCUUUUGUAUUUACUGAUAAGCUCGCC
Molecule: messenger RNA, 2568 nt
Organism: Cuscuta europaea
Lineage: Eukaryota; Viridiplantae; Streptophyta; Magnoliopsida; Solanales; Convolvulaceae
Source: the annotation of a GenBank genome assembly